Thlaspi arvense is the source of this 3141-nucleotide messenger RNA. Lineage: Eukaryota; Viridiplantae; Streptophyta; Magnoliopsida; Brassicales; Brassicaceae. The record is from the annotation of a GenBank genome assembly.
AUGGCGUCUCUUUCUAUUCUUCCAGCUCCAGAUAUUUCAAGGAUGACUACAAAUUUGGACUCGCGAAAGAAAAGAAGGAUCUCUUUAGAUGCAAAUCCUCUCUCAUGUGAAAAUUACAAAGAUGUCAGAGACUCAUUGCCAAGGUUGAAUUCACCCGACUACUUCUUGAAGCCAUGCAUGAGCGAGCUUGUUGAGCGGGAACUUGAAAACCCUGAUUAUUGCAGCAGGGUUCCUGAUCUCACAAUUGGGAGGAUUGGUUAUGGUUGUAUCAAGUUUCUUGGAAGUACAGAUGUUAGAAAGCUAGACCUGGAUCAGAUUGUUAAGUUUCAAAGGCACGAGGUAAUUGUUUAUGAUGAUGAGAGCUCCAAGCCAGUUGUUGGCGAGGGUCUUAACAAGGCUGCUGAGGUGACUCUGAUCGUAAACAUACCAAAUCUGAAUUUGGGGAAAGUGCGAGCCGACCAUAUUUCUUAUAAAUUAAAACAGAUUGCUGAAAGACAAGGAGCAACCUUCAUCUCAUUUGAUCCUGAUAAUGGUUUAUGGAAGUUUUUGGUUCCUCAUUUCAGCAGAUUUGGGUUGAGUGAUGAUGAGGCAGAAGAUAUUGCUAUGGCUGAUGCCCCGAGUUUGGAUCAUCCUGUAGGUCUGAAUGGUGACAUGGUAGCUGACAUUGAUAAUGAAUAUCAGAUGGAAACUUCCGAGACAGAGCUCUCCCAUUCUCUUCCAGCCCAUCUAGGACUUGAUCCUGAAAAGAUGAAUGAAAUGAGAAUGCUGAUGUUCCCUAAUAAAGAUGUAGACCAAAGUGAGGAUUUCAGAGAUCAAACCUCCCUUCAAAUGUCAUCCUUGAGUACACGGAAUGUGAGAGCGUCACAGAAAAUUUCUCAAAGAAAUAAUCAUCAAGAUACUUCUCCGGUCGUGCGGAAAACUCCGCUUGCUUUGCUGGAGUAUAACCCUGGUAAUGAUAAAAGCUCCCCAGGCAGUAUCCUGAUGGUCCAACAAAAUAAGAAUUUGGCAGUGAGAAAGUCGAAAAUGGGAGGUUUCGAGCUGGACAUCAGCCGUGUCACGCCAUUAACUACCAACUAUUCCCGCAAUGUUGUUGAUGCAGCAUUAUUCAUGGGAAGGUCGUUCCGAGCAGGUUGGGGUCCAAAUGGCGUCCUUCUUCACACUGGCGAGCCAAUAUGCAGUUCUAGUUCCCAGAGGGUAUUGUCUUCCGUGAUUAAUGUAGAGAAGAUAGCAAUUGACAAAGUGGUUCGGGAUAAAAAGGGAAAAGUUCAGAAAGAGCUUAUUGACUCUGCAUUUGAAGAUCCCUUAAGUCUCCACAAGGACCUGUAUCAUGAAGAAGAAGAAGUUAGGUUUGGCUCUUUCAGUCUUAAACUCAAGAAAGUUGCCACUGAUCGUGUGGUUCUUUCAGAUAUCUGCCGAAGCUAUAUCGGUAUAAUCGAGAAACAGAUGGAGGUUGCUGGGUUGUCCACCUCUGCCAAGCUGUUUUCGAUGCACCAAGUCAUGGUGUGGGAACUCAUAAAAGUUCUCUUUUCUGAGAAACAGAGUGCUCAACCUUCAAAUUAUGCAGCUUCUGAUAAUGAGGAAGACAUGAUGGAGGAUGUGAAAGAAGAGUCUGCAGAAGUUGACCUAGAAGCUCGUCCACUUAUCCGAAGAGCAGAAUUCAGUUGUUGGCUCCAAGAGAGUGUCAGUCACCGUGUACAAGAAGAUGUGAGUGAUCUAAAUGGUUCCGGCUACCUUGACCACUUAUUCUUUCUUCUAACUGGACGAGAGCUUGAAUCAGCUGUGGAACUUGCCAUAUCUAAGGGAGAUGUUAGACUUGCUUGUUUGUUGAGCCAGGCUGGUGGAUCAACUGUGAACCGCAAUGAUAUCAUGCAGCAGCUUCACCUUUGGGGAAGGAACGGGCUGGAUUUUAAUUACAUUGAGAAGGAGAGAAUUAAGCUUUACGAAUUGCUUGCUGGAAAUAUCCACGAUGCGCUACAAGAUUUUAAAAUUGACUGGAAGAGAUUCCUAGGGUUGUUAAUGUGGCAUCAUCUGCCUCCCGACAGCUCAUUGCCUGUCAUUUUCAGAAGUUAUCAACUCCUACUAGACCAGGCAAAAGCUCCAUGGCCCGUCCCAAUUUAUAUUGACGAAGGACCUGCAGAUGGAUUUGUAAGCAACACGAAGCAUUCUGACCUCUUGUAUUAUCUUAUGCUUCUGCACAGCAGAGAAGAGGAAGAAAUUGGUUUUCUGAAGACUAUGUUCAGUGCCUUCUCUUCAACUGACGAUCCACUUGACUAUCAUAUGAUCUGGCACCAUCGAGGAAUCCUAGAAGCAGUUGGAGCUUUCACUUCAGAUGACCUUCACGCUCUCGAUAUGGGAUUCGUUGCACAGCUUCUCUCUCAGGGCCUUUGUCAUUGGGCUAUUUACGUUGUUCUUCACAUACCCUACCGCGAAGAUCAUCCAUAUCUACACGUCAUUGUCAUUCGGGAAAUCCUGUUUCAGUUCUGUGAAACUUGGAGUUCUAAGGAAUCACAGCGGCAAUUUAUCAAGGACUUGGGUAUCCCUUCUGAGUGGAUGCACGAAGCUCUGGCAGUUUAUUACAAUUACCAUGGAGAUCUUGUAAAGGCUCUGGACCACUACAUUAAAUGUGAAAACUGGCAAAGAGCUCAUUCGAUUUUUAUGACGUCAGUUGCUCAUUCAUUGUUUAUGUCAGCUAACCAUACAGAAAUAUGGAGAAUUGCUACUUCAAUGGAUGAUCGCAAGUCUGAGAUUGAAAACUGGGACUUGGGUGCUGGGAUUUACAUAUCAUUCUAUCUACUAAAAAGUUCACUAGAAGAAGAUGCUGAUACGACGGUAGAACUGGAUCCUAUUGAGAGCAGAAACGAGUCAUGCAGAAGUUUUGUCGGUCGUUUAAACGAGUCAUUGGCUGUUUGGGGCGAUAGAUUACCAGUUGAAGCUAGAGUCGCAUACUCAAAGAUGGCAGAGGAAAUAUGCGAUUUGCUAGUAUCAGAUCUGAGUGCGUAUCCUGGUCGAGAGUCGCAACUAAGCUGUUUUGGGACAGCCUUCAAAGCUCCUUUACCAGAAGAUAUAAGAUCAGCACAUCUGCAAGAUGCUGUCUCUCUCUUCUCUCUAUAUCUCUCAGAGACUGGCCAAACCUCAGCUUAG